Molecule: messenger RNA, 1609 nt
Organism: Myripristis murdjan (pinecone soldierfish)
Lineage: Eukaryota; Metazoa; Chordata; Actinopteri; Holocentriformes; Holocentridae
Gene: wdr45
Product: WD repeat domain 45
Exons: 11
Coding region: 200-1276 (358 amino acids)
Molecular function (GO): protein binding
Source: RefSeq, a predicted model, not a curated record
UGGCCGACGUCAUUUUCAUGGAAAACACAUAAACAAAUCGACGUCUUGCAACAUCUGCUUUGUUGUGCUUCUCCCUGUCAGGCUUGUUGUUUACUUCUGGGGAAACCUCGACGUCUCGUCCAGGCUUCAUGUUCUCGGUGCUGUUUAAAAUCCCGUCGAAGCUGUAAUCCUGCGAUAACAGCGCGGUAGCUCGGUGGCCAUGGCUCAGCAGAGAGGAGUCAACAGUCUCCAGUUCAACCAGGACCAGAGUUGUUUCUGUUGUGCUAUGGAGACUGGCGUCAGGAUUUACAAUGUGGAGCCCCUGAUGGAGAAGGGACACCUAGACCACGAGCAGGUGGGCAGCGUGGCCCUGUGCUCCAUGCUGCAUCGCUCCAACCUGCUGGCUGUAGUCGGAGGGGGAGUCAAUCCCAAGUUCUCAGAAAUAUCUGUGCUGAUUUGGGAUGAUGCUCGGGAGGCACGGGACCCCAAGGACAAGCUGGUGCUGGAGUUCACCUUUACCAAGCCUGUUUUAGCUGUUCGCAUGAGGCAUGACAAGAUCAUCAUCGUUUUGAAAAACAGGAUCUAUGUGUACAGUUUCCCCGACAAUCCUGUCAAACUUUUUGAGUUUGACACCAGAGACAACCCCAAAGGACUGUGUGAUUUGUGCCCUAGUCUUGAGAAACAGCUGCUGGUCUUUCCAGGUCAUAAAUGUGGCAGCCUGCAGCUGGUUGACCUGUCCAACACCAAACCUGGCACUUCCUCUGCCCCUUUCACCAUCAACGCCCAUCAGAGUGAGAUAGCCUGUGUGGCGCUCAACCAGCCUGGCAGCGUGGCAGCCUCAGCCUCGCGCAAAGGAACGCUCAUCCGCCUGUUUGACACCACAACCAGAGACAAGCUUGUGGAGCUGCGCAGAGGAACUGACCCGGCCACUCUGUACUGCAUCAACUUCAGCCACGACUCCUCAUUCCUGUGUGCCUCCAGUGAUAAAGGCACCGUACACAUCUUCGCUCUGAAGGACACCAAACUCAACCGACGCUCAGCAUUAGCUCGUGUCGGGAAGGUGGGUCCUGUCAUCGGUCAGUACGUGGACAGCCAGUGGUCAUUGGCCAGCUUCACAGUGCCAGCUGAAUGUGCCUGUAUUUGUGCAUUUGGAAAGAACACAUCCAAGAAUGUCAACUCUGUCAUUGCCAUCUGUGUGGAUGGGACCUUCCAUAAGUAUGUGUUCACCCCUGAUGGAAACUGCAACCGCGAAGCCUUUGACGUUUACCUGGAUAUAUGUGAUGAUGAUGACUUUUGAAAGUUGGGCAAGAAGGAAGACACUGGCAAAGUUUGUCCAAAAAUAUAGCAAGGGCUAAAGAGUAAGAAUGAAGACACGUGGACAAGGACAGUGACAGUAAAUGAAAAUGACUGAGUUAAUGAUUAUUGCUCCAGUCUGGAGACUGAGAGGGAAGAUGGCUCUUCAAGGAGAAUCAGAAGAGAAUAUAGAAACAGAUUUUUGCUGGGGCCUCUUUUGUAAAGUGUUGUGUUAUUAUGUAAUCAACUGUAUCUAUGUAGCAAUGUGGAUAUAAAAAAAUCUAUUAGCCUACAAUAUGUGUCAUCUUGAUUCUGAGGAGUGGACUGGUUUAAAAAA